AUGUCCAUACUUCACAAAUUAAAGGCAACGCCAGUGUACCUGUCGGAAAUCGCUCCACCCAGAUGGCGCGGCGCAUUCAACACGGGGUUCCAAUUCUUCAUCGGAAUCGGCGUGGUGUUGGCGAACUGCAUAAACUACCGCACGGCGAGGGUCCCAUGGGGGUGGCGCGUGUCCCUGGGCCUGGCUACAGUCCCCGCAAUCAUCAUGACAAUCGGCGCAUUUCUAAUCCCCGACACUCCCAGCAGCCUAGUAGAGCGCGACCACAUAGACCAAGCCCGAAACGCCCUCCGCAAAGUCCGGGGAUCCACCGUCGACGUGGAACCCGAACUCCAACAACUCAUAAAAUCCUCGCAGGUUUCGAAAGCCAUGGAAAAUGAAAGCAUUACGACCAUUUUUGAGGAACAGUACCGGCCUCAGUUGGUGAUGGCGUUCGCUAUUCCGCUUUCUCAGCAGCUUACGGGGAUCAACAUUGUGGCCUUCUAUGCGCCAAACCUUUUUCAGUCUGUGGGCUUCGGCAAUGACUCCGCGUUGCUCUCCGCCGUUAUACUUGGACUCGUCAACCUGGCUUCCAUCCUUGUCUCAACUGCGGUUGUCGAUCGCUUUGGCAGAAGAUUCUUGUUCAUAGCCGGUGGCGUUCAAAUGCUUCUCUGCAUGCUCGCGGUGACUAUUGUGCUGGCAGUGGUGAGUGGUGUACAUGGUACCGAGCACAUUUCAAAGGGCAAUGCCAUAGUGGUACUAGUAUUAUUGUGCUUCUACGCUGCAGGUUUUGGUUGGUCCUGGGGCCCUCUUUGCUGGCUAAUUCCAAGUGAGAUUUUCCCCUUUAAGAUAAGAUCCAAUGGACAAAGCAUAGCCGUGGCAGUGCAAUUCUUAACCGUCUUCGUUCUAUCCCAGACAUUCUUGACAAUGCUUUGCCACUUCAAGUUUGGGGCUUUUCUCUUCUACGCGGCUUGGAUUGCAAUCAUCACCAUCUUUGUCAUACUGUUCUUGCCCGAGACCAAAGGAAUUCCUUUGGAUUCAAUGUAUGCAAUAUGGAGCAAACACUGGUAUUGGCGAAGGUUUAUUGUUAAAGGACAACUUACCCAAGAUAAUCCUUCCAAUGAAUAA
Molecule: messenger RNA, 1104 nt
Organism: Sphenostylis stenocarpa
Lineage: Eukaryota; Viridiplantae; Streptophyta; Magnoliopsida; Fabales; Fabaceae
Source: the annotation of a GenBank genome assembly